Anneissia japonica is the source of this 1295-nucleotide messenger RNA. Its product is annotated as medium-chain acyl-CoA ligase ACSF2, mitochondrial-like. Lineage: Eukaryota; Metazoa; Echinodermata; Crinoidea; Comatulida; Comatulidae. The record is from RefSeq and is a predicted model, not a curated record. The coding region runs from base 27 to 548 and encodes 173 amino acids. The transcript has 3 exons.
GUGCGUAUGUUAGUCGUCGUGUAAAAAUGGAGGUGCCGUUGAAUAUCAGCUAUGUCAGUUCGAAUCAAAGUUCUCCUCUCAUUGGACUUACGUUGCAUCAGCUGCUUGAGAAGAGGGUUAAUGAACAUCCAGAUCGUGAAAUAUAUGUCUUUCCCGAAGAUGGCGAGAGAAUCACAUUCAAAGUUUUUAAAGAUCGGGUUGAAAAACUAGCUGCUGGGCUGUUAUCCAUUGGGAUAAAGAAAGGCGACCGACUGGCAUUGUGGGGCAACAUCCAUAUGGAAACCCUACUGUUUGUUGCUGCAGCAAGAUCCUUUGGCGUUAUUACAGUACGCAUUUUGCCGGCUUUCCCAAAUACCAGCGUGAAAGAUAUUUUGCUUCAAGUGAGGAUAUUUUAUUUCCAUUUCCUUCAUAUCGGUAGACAGACAAUGAAUAAUGCACGAUCAGCAUUUAAUCAGAAAAUAGUCAUUUUCCAUAUGAGGGAGUUUUCGGUUUGCGUGACAACGUUAUCCUCUGUGACUAUCCUUCUACGUGUUCCAUGCACAACUUAAUGAUUUGUACUGGGCGCUGAUUGGGGCAUUUGCUAUUUUGUCGACAAAAUAUCAUUUUUUAAAGGGUAAAGUUAGGUAUUUAUUUUGUCACCACAAAAUUUUAUUCUGUAGACAAAAUUACUUUUGUAGAAAACAGAAUUCAUUUUGUCGACAGAAGCACCUUAUGUGAGAGACGGAACGCCUCUUCUUAUUUUUAAUGACGCGCUGAUAAAGCUUUGUACUACAAUCCACCUAUUUCACUUUGUUACUUAAUGGUGGUGACGCCAUCUGUAUGUCCAAUAGCGAGGCUGUACUGUAAAUUUCUGAAAAUCAAAGUCAGACUUCAUUUGCAAAAAGUAAUUUAUUUGAGAAUAUAAUUUAUUUAAAAAAUGAAAAAGUUAGUGUGUACUACAUUUUUGACAUGUUAUUUAUUAUCGCUGUACAUUUUUUGAAAAUUUGAUUUUAAGGUGUGAUUUUGAGAUUGAAGUCGUACCUUGUUUAGUGUGAGGCCAUCCAAGGGAUAACAAUACACGAUCAUGCAGUAAUGAACCAACUAAAUAGUUUACAAAUUGGACUCUAUUCUUUUGACUAUAACUAUAUGCUAUAUUAUGGUUAUGACUAACAUAAAUGAUUAAAUGGAAUCGUUUAUUUUAAUCACCAAGACAAAGGAAUGUCUCAGCGCAAUCCGUCAGGCAGUCUAGGCAUACACCGCCGCUGCACACUAUCUAUUAUGCAUAUAACCUCGUUCUGCCUCACACAAAAGGUGCU